Messenger RNA from Centruroides sculpturatus (bark scorpion), 1565 nucleotides. Its product is annotated as serine/threonine-protein kinase Nek7-like. The record is from RefSeq and is a predicted model, not a curated record. Bases 124 to 1077 code for a protein of 317 amino acids. Gene Ontology annotation, molecular function: ATP binding; protein kinase activity. The transcript has 9 exons. Gene Ontology annotation, biological process: protein phosphorylation. Lineage: Eukaryota; Metazoa; Arthropoda; Arachnida; Scorpiones; Buthidae.
UAUUAAUUAAUUUCAAAUACGAUAUUACAGCAGAAGACUAUCUCUCUUAUCAUCGGUUCUUUUAAAUUUUUGUUCUGCAAUAUACAGUAAACUGAGUUUAAAUUAAAUUGAUAUUCAUCAGUUAUGACAUUAAUGGCUUCAUUAGAUUCCGAGUUGGCAAAACUUUCUACAUCUGAUUCAAUUUAUAACAGUAUUUCAAAUUUUGAUAUAGAAAAGAAAAUUGGUAAAGGACAAUUUAGUGUUGUUUAUAGAGCAAAAUGUAAACUGGAUAACAGCAUUGUGGCCUUGAAAAAGGUUCAGGUAAAAAAUAUAAAACACUUUAAUAGUCAAUAUACAUUUGUAUUUCUUUUUCUAUUAAAGCAAUUAAACCAUCCAAAUGUAAUUAAAUAUUUGGCAUCAUUUAUUGAAGAUAAUGAACUUCAUAUAGUAUUGGAACUGGCUGAUGCUGGAGAUUUAUCUAGGAUGAUAAAGCAUUUUAAGAAACAACAAAGAUUAAUUCCUGAAAGAACAAUAUGGAAGUAUUUUGUUCAAGUUUGUGGUGCUUUAGAACAUAUGCAUUCCAAAAGAAUUAUGCAUAGAGAUAUUAAACCUGCAAAUGUGUUCAUUACUGCUCAAGGUGUUGUUAAACUUGGUGAUCUUGGUCUUGGAAGAUUUUUUAGCUCCAAAACAACUGCAGCUCAUUCACUAGUUGGAACACCUUAUUAUAUGUCUCCUGAACGAAUUCAUGAACAUGGUUAUAACUUUAAAUCUGAUAUUUGGUCUUUGGGGUGUCUUUUAUAUGAGAUGGCAGCUUUACAAUCACCAUUUUAUGGUGACAAAAUGAAUUUAUAUUCUCUUUGUAAGAAAAUAGAACAGUGUGAUUAUCCACCCCUUCCAGCUGAUAUUUACUCUCAUGAGUUGCGGACUUUAGUUGGUGACUGUAUUGAUCCUGAUCCGUCCAAGAGACCUGACAUUACAUAUGUUCAUAAAAUAGCCAAAGAUAUGCAAAGAAACUUCACAUCUCCAAGAUCACCACCCCCAAAUCUAUCUACACCAUCUCCAUCUGUUUCUGAAGAUUCGUUGAACAAAGAAUUAUAAGCUGUAAAUACUCUAUAUCAGUUCUUAAAUAGAAUAAUUAGUAAUUAGGAGUUUUCAUUCUUACAUUCUUAAAUUAUUUAAAGUAUUAUUUGAAAUUGCUCAAAAUGAUCAGGGUAAUAAGCUUUGCAAUUUUUCACAAGUUAGAUCCAUAUGUUUUUGAUCCUAGUUUAAAUGUUGGGCUAGUCAUCAGAUAUAUCAAAAAUUAAUAACAGAAAUUUAUUAAAAAAAUAAUAUCUGCAUUACCUAAAUUGUCAUAAAUGAUGAUGUAUAAGUUAAAUUUUUAAGCAGAAAUCCGUCCAAAUUUAGGAAUUGACUUAUAUGAUGGAUGUAAAAUGAGAGUUUUUUCCACAUAGUGAAACAACACUGAACAUUUGCUGUGCACCUAUUAUCUAGCUAGCCAUUAUAAAUAUUCCAGCUAAAGUUCAUGUUUGGUGAAUGUGUUUAACAUAGAUAUUAAUAUAGUAAUAAAAUUUUGAUAUACAUGAACA